This is a messenger RNA of Trichogramma pretiosum, 6240 nucleotides long. Its product is annotated as NFX1-type zinc finger-containing protein 1-like. Bases 966 to 6017 code for a protein of 1683 amino acids. The record is from RefSeq and is a predicted model, not a curated record. The transcript is spliced from 15 exons. Lineage: Eukaryota; Metazoa; Arthropoda; Insecta; Hymenoptera; Trichogrammatidae. Gene Ontology annotation, biological process: regulatory ncRNA-mediated heterochromatin formation. Gene Ontology annotation, cellular component: nucleus; nuclear RNA-directed RNA polymerase complex. Gene Ontology annotation, molecular function: zinc ion binding; helicase activity.
UAUUGUUUCACAGCAAAAUCUGAAUAAAAUUAAUUGAUGAUUAUUAAAUUUGUAGAAAAAUUAUAGUCUUUAUCAGAGACUAAUUUUUUUUUCUGUGACGUAAAAAGACUGAAUUCACCGUAAAUUUUAGAAUAAUACUACUGGUCAUGAUGUAAAUUCAUUCUAUUAUUUAAUUAAAAAAUGUUGGUUCAUAAUAUUUUGCUCUAAACUAUCCCACGGUAAAUUAAUAGUUCUAAAUAUAAUGUUUAAACUUUGAAUUCCAUGUAAUAAAAAUAUCAAUCAGAUUUAUGAAAUCUGAGAGUUAUUAAUUUUAUUUUUUAAUUUUCAAAAUCUUGUGUAUUCAGUUUGUAUAAGCUGAAAUAGCAACGAAUCAUUCGUCUUGUACCUCAUUUUCUCUCGAAUUUAGUCUUGGAUUCUGCUUAAUUAGGCUCGGGAACUGUCGAUUUUUACUUAGUGUUGCAUAUAGUUUUGUAAGGGAUGUAUUAGUAAUUAUGCGUAUGUAAGUAGCUGCUGUAAUAAAGUUAAGAGAGCUGAUGGCGAUGCUGUAGAUCGUUACCAAUUUCAGUGGCGUACCGCAACGCCACUUCUUAUACUACUUCUCAUUGGAAAAGUUUAGUUCUCGUGGCCAGCACUGACAACUAGACUAUAGUGUCAGAUUUCAGUUCAUAACCAUAAUUGACCCCGCUCUGCCACACAGAGCGGAUGAGCGAUAAUAUUUUUUCACCAAGGAUUGAUAUACAUCGAGAAUACCAAGUGAAUGAGUGCAUUCCAGUUUAAAAGCGACAUUCAGUUAAAUCUACGUUUUGCUUAAAUGAUGUUAGGAGUUCGUGACGAUAACUAAGAGUUCUCAUUCAGAAGAAAUUCCAACGUUCGGCUUGAUACGACGCGUUUCGGUUUGGUUAUUCUUGAUCAUUUUUUAACUAUAAAUAAAUUGACCGAUUUCCCUUGAAAGAACGCCCACCACUAUGUACGACGAGGAAGAUCCAGGUCCAUCGGAAGACUUCCGGGAUUUAUCUAUUACACCGAAUGUCGACGAUUUAUAUGGGCCACCACCAUUUCUGAGACCUAUUCAAAAUAAGGAACCUUAUGACUCAGUCGAGCACUACCUGGAUGUACAGUUCCGCUUAUUAAGGGAAGAUUUUUUUCAACCUCUGCGAAAUGGUUUACGCGAUUAUAUAGAGGCAGAUAAAAAAAAAUUUCGCAGCUCCGACGUUCGCUUGUAUACGAAAGUCAAAUUGCUUUUGCCUGAUUACGAUAAGAGUGGAGAAAUGGGAAUCAAGCUAUUUUUUGGUAAAAAUCCAAAUUCGAAAAUCGACUGGAAAACUUCGAAAAGAUUUAUGUACCAUGGUUUACUGAUGCUAAGUCACGAUAAUUUCCAGAGUAUUUUAUUUGCCACAGUAAUCGAGAGAGAUAUAAAAAUGCUUCAAAAUGGCUUCGUUCUAGUUGAACCGAGCUUCGAAGAGGAUCAAGUGGCUCCAGCUAUGUAUAAACAUGAAUAUGUUAUGUUGGAGUCAAAAGUAUAUUUUGAGCCGUACCUAGAGGUUCUCAAAGCAUUGCAACGUUUUAAUAAGCACAAUUUUCCAAUGAUACGACAUUUAGUAGACGCUACAUCGAGAUCAUUUUUACCUUAUUACCUUUCUAACAUUGAUCAUUUAAAUUAUAACCGAAUGUCAUUGCCGAUUGGUCAAAAGCCGUGGCCGACUCCUAGACAGUUGAAAUUUGAUGAAUCGCAGUUCAAGGCAUUUAAACAUGCUCUUACAGAAGAGUUGGCAAUCAUUCAAGGACCUCCAGGUACCGGGAAAACGUUUAUUGCUUUAGAAAUUGUAAGAACCUUAAUUCAGAAUAAAAAAUUAUGGAGAUAUCAAGGACCUCUUCUGGUUGUGUGCUAUACUAAUCACGCCUUAGAUCAGUUUUUAGAAGGAAUCAUUAGUACUACUAAAUCUAUUGUAAGAAUAGGAAGUAAAUGUAAAACUGAAGCAUUGCAGCCUUAUACAUUGCAAAGUAGGAGAGAAAAAACUCCGUUUAAGGAUCGAUCAGAAGAGUACAAUAACAAUAGACAAGAAUGGUUUAAUACUAAAAGAGAACUACAAUCACUUAUGACCGAAAUAGCUGAAGUAAAUGCAGAUAUCAAAUAUUUAUCUACUCUCAAUUCAAUUUUGCCUAAACAAUUUCUUAUGCAAUGGAGCAAUGACAGAUAUCUGCAAUCAUUCCCAACGAAUGAACACCUGAUAUCUUGGUUAUGCAAUGAUACAUUACCAAACGUUUUUAGAGCUGAACUGAGCAGGAGACAAACAAAAUUAGCAGAUCCUGGCGCCUAUGUACAUGAACAUGAAGAAUAUGAACCAAUUUACAUUGACAAUAGCAAUCUAGAACCGAUUUUUCCGUUAGAUAUUAUUAAUGAGCGAUUGACAAGUAUAGACAGGGAAUUAUUUUUUGCCCCAAAAAAAUAUGACGAAGAUUCACUUCCAUACAUCAGAUCUUUACUCACAGAAGAAAAACUAGAAUUGAAUUCUAUUCAACAAUUUUUAAAACAUCAAUUUAAUUUGAACCCAGCACUCCAACAAAGUGAAUACAAACCAAUUGAAAACCAACGGUGGAGAACAUACUGGACCUGGGUAAAGCGUAGCUACAAUAAUGCCUUGGAUUAUCUGACCAAAUUAGAAUUGGAAAUUCGGGAAAAGCGAGCAGAACUGAAUGACUUGAGACAAAUAGUCGAUUUGGAUGUAUUGAAAGAAUAUGAUAUUGUUGGACUCACUACUACAGCUGCUGCUAGAUUACAAUCUACUUUGCGUAAAUUAAAAUCUCCAAUCGUGUUGGUUGAAGAAGCCGCUGAAAUUUUUGAAGCCCACGUUCUUUGCACUUUGACCAAUCACUGUCGGCAUUUGAUAAUGAUAGGCGAUCACAAGCAAUUACGACCGAAACCUGCAGUUUAUGAACUUGGCAUCAAGUACAAAUUAAAUCUGUCACUUUUUGAGAGGAUGGUCAAUAUUCGUGGUAAUUGUAAUCAACUCUCACAUCAACAUCGGAUGCGACCAGAGAUUUCAAAAUUGAUAACUCCAUCAAUAUACAAUACGCUUUACGAUCAUAUUUCCGUAAAAGGUCGACCAAAUAUAAAAGGUAUGGUAAAAAAUUUAUUUUUUUUACAUCAUUCAAAUCACGAAAAGAUCUCCACCCACGAAGACAGUUGGUCUAAUGAGCAUGAAGCAAAAUUUUUAAUUGCCUUUGCCGAUUAUCUGGUUAAACAAGAAUAUUCAACAAAGGAUAUCACUGUUCUCUGUACUUAUACAGGGCAAAUGUUUGCUCUUAGACAAGAAAUACAAAAUUACAGUAAUUUGAAAGAUUUAUACGUGACUACUGUAGACAAUUUUCAAGGAGAAGAAAAUAAAAUUAUUCUAUUAUCUCUUGUUCGCAACAAUGACAUGGGAAAUAUUGGGUUUCUCAAAGAAGAAAAUCGAGUUUGCGUUGCUUUAUCUCGGGCUCGAGAUGGAAUGUACAUUAUGGGGAACAUGAAUGAUCUUCUGGUUAAAAAUAAUAUCUGGCCAAAAAUCAAGCAGGCUUUAAUUGAACAAAACGCCUAUGGUGAAAACUUGCAAGUUCGCUGUCAAAUCCAUGCUGAUCAAACAACUUUAGUUAAAGCUGCUUAUGAUUUUAAAAAGUGUCCAUUGGGCGGAUGCUUAGAACAGUGCAAUACCGAUUUAUCUUGUGGUCACGUUUGUACUGAAAUUUGUCAUGUAUUUGAUCGAGCGCACAAACUAUACAAAUGUCCUAGAAAAUGUAAAAAAGCAUGCCCCAAUAAUCACCCAUGCCCAUUAGAUUGUUGGGAAAAAUGCCCACCAUGUCAAGUUAGAGUUGAAAGAUGUAUUGUAAAAUGUGACCAUACUGUGAAAAUGAAAUGUAGUGAUGACGUCUCAAAGUUUCGUUGUUAUAUACAGGCCCCGGCGAUAUUACCAGAUUGUCACCACGAAGUUCAAAAACCUUGCUUCAUUUCAGUUGAUAAAUAUAAAUGUCCAAUUCCAUGUGACAAUCGUUUGCCUUGUGGUCAUGCAUGCUCUUUGUGUUGUCAUGUCACAAAUGAUCCAGAUCAUUUAGAGUAUAAAUGUACCAAACCAUGUGCUAAAACUUUCGAAAAUUGCAACGAUAAUCAUCCUUGCAAUAAAAAAUGUUUUGAAGAGUGUGGCCAAUGCACCAUAUCAGUAUCUAAAAAGCGAUCUUGCGGACAUUUUUAUAAAAAUAUUCCAUGCUCAACAAAUCUUGAAAAUAUUGCUUGUCAAAAAAACUGUCAACGUAAACUUAAUUGCAAUCAUCAAUGCCGAUUAUUAUGCCAUGAAGAUUGCAAAUGUCAUCAGAUGGUUUUUAAAAAGAGCUCUUGUGGGCAUCUAUUAAAAUUGAAGUGCUUCGAAGAAGCAGAAUCCACCAAAUGCAAUGAAAUGUGUAAAAAAAAAUUAGAUACUUGCCAACACCCAUGCAGAAAUAGGUGUAAGGAUCCAUGUACAUUGAAAUGUCAGUUUUUACAAAAACUUGAAAUCCCUGGUUUAUGUGGACACCCUAUGGUAAUUCCAUGCCAUCUUCAAAAAAAUGAUGACUUGAAAUUAAAACAACUAACUGCAUUAAAAUACUGUGAACAACCUUGUGACGAAUUGUUAGAAUGUGGUCACAAAUGUAAAGGGACAUGUAGUCAAUGCAACCAAGGACGCAUUCACAUAUCUUGCCAAGAGAAUUGUCCGAAUAUUCUCAUUUGUGGUCAUUCAUGCCAGAUACCUUGUCGAUUUGAAUGUCAACCUUGCAAUAAACCGUGUGAAGUUAAAUGUAAACAUAGUAAAUGUAACAAAAAAUGCGGUGCUCCAUGUGUGUCUUGUAAGGAAAAAUGUAAUUGGGGUUGUAAGCACAGAAAAUGUACUAAGAGAUGUGGGCAGCUUUGCAAUGUGGAACCCUGUAUGGAACCUUGCGACAGAAAAUUACAAUGUGGACAUCCAUGUGUUGGUUUCUGCGGAGAUCCUUGUCCUCCGCUGUGUCGUGUAUGCAACAAAGAAGAAUUAGAAACAAUACUUUUUGGUAAAGAAGAUGAACCAGAUGCGAGAUUCGUGUUUUUGGAAGAUUGUAACCAUUGUAUAGAAAGUGAAGCCCUUAUGCGAUUUAUGCAAACGUGCGAUUCUGAAAUUACAUUAAAAGUGUGCCCACGUUGUAAAACACCCAUUAAGAGUUGUAUGCGCAUUAUGAAUUACGUAAAAACCCAUCUUCAGGAUGUUAUUACUGUAAAACGUAAAUUUUUUCAUAAUGACGAUAAAAGUUUGAAGAAUUUGCAAUUGGAAAUUUAUGAAAAGUUGCAAUCAUUAGAAUAUCAUCACAAUUUGAGAAAUAUGAAAGAAUGGAAGAAUCUUAUAGCUUCUAUGAAACCUAGGGCUUGUACUCAACGAAGGGGGGGAAGAAGAGGGUACAGUCAUAGAAUUCAAGAAUUAAGUUCUCCAGAAAUCAAUUCAUUUGGAGCCCAAGUGAAUAUACUUUAUCAAAUAGUUAAUAUACUGUCUACAAUCGAAGAUAAAGGUUUGAAUGAUCCCAUACAACAUCAGGUUUUACUUAUAGUUGAUGCUAUACCUGAAAAUUGGGUUACAACAAAACAAAUUCUAAAUGAUAUACAGCGAGAACUAAGACGCCUUGAAUACAUGGUCAAAAUUUAUAGUAUUGACUACUUAGAAAAUAAAAAAUUUGAUAUCGCUAAAGAAAAGCUAUCAAGUAUUCAAAAAUUCACACCGGAGUUUGAAAAAGAAUUUUUAUCAGGCGUUCAAGAUGAAUUGGAACAAUUAGCGGAACGAAAAAUGAUAUUUAAAGCCAUGGCUCGGGAAAUCAAACUGGGAGCAUGGUACAAAUGUCCUAAUGGUCACAUUUACUCGAUUGGGGAGUGCGGCCAGGCUAUGCAAGAGAGCAAGUGUCCGGAUUGUGGCAGUAGAAUUGGAGGUUCCAAUCAUCUCAUUACUGUGGGUAAUACGGUAGCAACUGAAAUGCAUCCAAGCCAAUUUUGAAAAUAAUAAAUAAAUAUUCAGCAUAUGCUUUUAUCUUACAAUUUGAAUUUCAAAUGUUUAACUUAUACGUUCAUAUUUAUAUUACAGUUUUUUUUCAUCCUAAUUGUUGAUGUGCCAUGUAAUCAUAUCAUAAUAUAAAUGAUAAUUGAAAAAAAAUCUUUACUAUAAAUACAAUUUAAACAAUUGUGACAUCCUAUUAAAUAAAGUUGUAUUGUGAAAAUCA